AGAGUAUAGUAUGAAUUUCCCACUCUAUCUUGUAUCAUUAUCUUGUUUGAGAUAGAGAAGCAAGAAUAUUUCAUUUCACAUAUAAGAAGCUUUCAUGAAGUGGCUGAUGAAUACAUUCCCACUAAAACUGAAGCAAUAUAGUCGUUGUUGAUUGAUGGUUUCUGGCACCUUGUGAUUUAUGAAUAUGUAUUGAUAGGUUCUGGACUGAAUCAAAGAACUCAGUUGACUUUCUUUCAAUGAAUCCAGGGUUGGAUUUCAAACUCCAUGAGGUUGCUAAAACUAGUCUUCAACAUGCGCACCACCUAGUUGCUUGUAUGUCUGACAAUAACCAAGAGAGAAGUGUUCAAGAAGUGAGCCUUGUUGCUCAAGAUGCAGUGAAGGAAUUCAGAAAACUACUUUCCCUACUUGAUGGAUCAAUGUCAUCAAAUCACAAGAGGAUCAGAAAGGGUCCUUUGCCGAAAUCCGGUGACAUAAACCAGGAUGAAAUGAUGGACAGUAGUCCUAAUUGUUCUUCAUCUCAUAUCAAAACGCACGACCGUGAUCAUCAGCCUUGCUUGGUUACACAUUUUUUUAGCUCCCUUCAGAGAGAUCAAGCAAUUGCUAACUAUGACCAAAGCAGUGUGGUCCUUCCUAGCAAUAUAGUCAUGGGGUUGAACCAAUUCUCACAAAAGCCUAGCAGGACUUCAGUGAUCAGCAUGGAUGGUAGUAGCAUCAACACGCAGAUAGUUCGACAUUCAAUGUCUGAACUAUUGACUUCUAGAGACGGCACCUCUAUGUUUUCUUCCAAAAGGAAGAGUUGUGGGGUUAAAAGUGAAGAAGCCGGUACGGUAUGCCUAGCCUCUACUGGUAAAUGUCAUUGCUCAAAGAGAAGGAAACUAAGAAUAAAGAGAAGAAUCCGAGUUCCGGCUGUAAGCAACAGGCUAGCAGAUAUACCUCCUGAUGACUAUUCUUGGAGGAAGUAUGGGCAGAAACCUAUUAAAGGAUCUCCAUAUCCUAGGAGCUACUACAAAUGCAGCAGUGUAAGGGGAUGUCCUGCAAGAAAACAUGUCGAAAGAUGUCUUGAGGAUUCUACCAUGUUGGUUGUUACUUAUGAAGGAGAUCAUCAACACGCAUAGAUUACAUUUCAAGCACCUGCAGUUGUGAUUUGAAUUCGACAGUGGAAAUGAGAAUGGCCUGAAAAAGCUCAUAUUCGGCUUGAACUGGGUUUAGUUUGUAACGAUUCUUUUCUGCUCAAUCUUGCAACCUAUUAGAACUGUAACUUGCAAGUGAUGUAAUACUCUCCUGGGUUCAGAUGAUGAAUCAUGCUGCCUUUUUUUUUUCCGCCAUUCUUAGUUGCUUACUUACAAACAUAAUAAUACCUAGAGACUAAAUCCGCGUUAUGAAUUUCAAUUUA
Molecule: messenger RNA, 1393 nt
Organism: Rosa chinensis
Lineage: Eukaryota; Viridiplantae; Streptophyta; Magnoliopsida; Rosales; Rosaceae
Product: probable WRKY transcription factor 17
Exons: 3
Coding region: 237-1115 (292 amino acids)
Biological process (GO): regulation of DNA-templated transcription
Molecular function (GO): sequence-specific DNA binding; DNA-binding transcription factor activity
Source: RefSeq, a predicted model, not a curated record